This is a messenger RNA of Puccinia graminis f. sp. tritici CRL 75-36-700-3, 1614 nucleotides long. RefSeq names its product KRAB and SCAN domains-containing zinc finger protein. The record is from RefSeq and is a predicted model, not a curated record. Lineage: Eukaryota; Fungi; Basidiomycota; Pucciniomycetes; Pucciniales; Pucciniaceae. Bases 1 to 1614 code for a protein of 537 amino acids. The transcript is spliced from 3 exons.
AUGAUGACCGGCACGCUGUUCUCGGACUCUCUCGCCGCCAUCAUCCCAACUCACACUCACGACCGAAGUCGCCAGAAUAAAUCUUCUACACAUUACCCUCACUCCUCUCAUUCCUGUCUACGUCAACCUCCUCUCUCCUCACUCCCGCUACUAUCGACCCACCACUACCACCACCAGCAGCAGCAGCAUCCUCAACAGCAGCAGCAGCAGCAGCAGCAACAGGAACAGGAACAGCAUCGCCAGCAGCCACCGUCACAACAGCAACAUCCGUCUACACCCUCCAAUCACUCAAGGUCGCCUGUUCAUGAGAUGUCUGACAGACCUACUCUCCCUGGGAUUGCUAGUAUUCUUGACUUUGCUGGCCAACACCGACCUCAACCCCCUUCACUCUCAACUUCACACUCACAUCCCAACUCACGGCACCAGUCAUCCGAUCCCGUCGCACAUGUACUGCCGGCGUUUGUUCCCAUCCCACCCUUCCAGGAGCUAAACAGUUACCCCUCAGCCGCACCCUACUUCGACUCAAAGCCAAACUCCAGCCAUCCCCACCAACAUGGCCAUCGCCGUCGAAGCUCAAGCAUCGCCGUCCUCCCACUCGACCAAGCACCAUCCAGCCAACCCCAUCAAACUCAUCUCAAGCACUCAGCCUCCUCCCUAUCAUCUACUCAGGCCUCUAGAAAUCCCCGACCCACCGCUCCCGAAUCCUCAGCAGCUCGUAAUAUCAUCCCCCAGCUCAUCCAACCGCCCGCCCGCUCAGUUCGUGACCUUUGUCACCCUUCACACCACCCAGUUGGCAAGGAACCCUAUCACUCAACUACCGACAGGCACUCCAGCUCAUUUCCACUUAGCAGCUCAACAGCUUCUUCACUUGGAACUUCUAGUCAUCAUCAUCACCAUCACCACCAUCAUCAUCAUCAUCAGCAGCAGCAGCAGCAGCAAGAGACCGGGAGACACCUAACUGAUGAUGGACUCCAACGCCGACAUUCUGAACGUCUAACCGGGCCUCGCUCACAACUAAGCCAUCAUCCCCAGCCAGUUCCAAGUCCUCCUCCACUCCAACAGUCAAUGGACGAUCCUCGAAGCUAUAGUCAUAAGACACGGCGUGAAUCUUAUGAUAGUCUCUCGAGCCACAGACCAUCAGGAGGCAAUAAUCAUCAAUCCUAUGACUCAUCUCCUCAUCAACAUUCGACCUCCCUCGAUAUCAACUCACUAUCCAAAAUCGGCGGACCGAUCAUGAACAACAACAACAACAGCGUCGUCUCCUUAGGCCCUCAACAUCAUCGCUAUCAAUGCAUGGAAGCUGGAUGCGGUAAAACCUUCUCUCGGCCAAGCAGUCUCAAGAUCCAUAGUUACAGUCAUACCGGGCAGAAGCCUUUCAAAUGUAUGCGAUGUGACCGGGCAUUCUCGGUGCAGAGUAAUCUGAAACGACACCAGAAGGUUCAUGAAAAACGUAGCGUCGCUGGACCGAGAGCUUUAUCCACUCAACUGGGUGGUGGUCCAAACGGGAUGGUGAUGGUCUAUGAUCAACGCGGAUCGGGAAGAUUGAUCGAAGAAGAAAGCGCAGACGAAGACCAUGGUAGUGAGCAUGGAAUGUACGAUCGGAUGGAAGAGUAA